AAUUCUCACAACAACAACUUAAUUAAUUAGCUAUAUCACACAUAAGAAGUUGUCAUGGCCUCAUCAAAAAUUUUCUUGAUUUUCAUUUUGGCUGCAUUAAUAGCAACCCCUGUUGCAGUAGCCCAAUUAGGAGGACUUCUGGGUGGCCUUCUUGGCCCAAUAAGUAUAGAUGGGGUUCUAUUUUGUAGCCUUAACGGCAAAAUAGAUGUCCUCAAUGGAGCCACCACCCCAAUUUUCCCUAAUGCAUCGGUGCAAUUGCGGUGUGGAGCAGGAAAUGUAGUAUCAAGUACAACAACAAAUGGAUCAGGAGCGUUUUCGUUGGUGUUGAAUCCAGUACAAAAUAUAUUAUCAUCAUUGUUGUCUAACUGCAACAUAGUGGUUACAACUCCGCUCUCAACAUGUAACGCUAGCUUACCAUCCGUUGGGGUUCUGCAGGCACCUUUGCAGAUUGUUGGGAGAACCACUGGUGGACUUGUCAAUUUAGUUACUGGUGUUUUUCAACUUAUUCCCCUACUCAAUUAAGUAAUUAAUUACUUACCCAAAAAUGCUACCUACUCCUUUAUGUGUUGUUUAAUUAAUUAAUGUUGCCUAGUGAUGCAUCAGCUAGUUAAUGUUCCAGCUGAUUGCAUAAAUAAGGAUUAAUGUUGUUUGUGUCCACUGUAAUUGUUUGAAUGUUGGAGUGUUUGUCAUUAUACAAUUGUGCAAAUAAUAUUUGCAGUUAAGUGUAA
Molecule: messenger RNA, 728 nt
Organism: Solanum tuberosum (potato)
Lineage: Eukaryota; Viridiplantae; Streptophyta; Magnoliopsida; Solanales; Solanaceae
Product: phylloplanin-like
Exons: 2
Coding region: 55-522 (155 amino acids)
Source: RefSeq, a predicted model, not a curated record